Messenger RNA from Anguilla anguilla (European eel), 1174 nucleotides. RefSeq lists its product as uncharacterized. The coding region runs from base 159 to 1016 and encodes 285 amino acids. The record is from RefSeq and is a predicted model, not a curated record. The transcript has 5 exons. Gene Ontology annotation, biological process: response to bacterium. Lineage: Eukaryota; Metazoa; Chordata; Actinopteri; Anguilliformes; Anguillidae.
GUUUUAUUCCAGAUGGUCUACUUGGGAAUUUAAUUCAGUCUGACACGCUGGUGAGAGCUAAGAUCGGAGACACUGUGACUCUCCCAUGUCUUUAUCCUGCACAAGAACUGCCCGAUAUCAGCUGGUUAAAACAGCCUCUUGGACAGAAGCCUCAGCUUAUGGUAGUACUAAUUAACUAUCAAACAGAUCCUGUAUUUUUCAAUGAGUUUAAAAACAGCACGCGUUUCAGUGCCAAGACAAAACAGGGGAGCUUUAACCUGACUGUGUCACAAGUAGAGCCGUCUGAUUCAGCCACAUACUACUGUGCUCUUACAGUCUUCAGAGAGCUCAGCUUUGGAAAUGGAACCACUUUAAUGGUGAUGGUAGAUGGCUCAGAGUUACACAGCAGGACAGUAGUACUGCAGCAGCCCGAGUCUGAGUCAGUGCAGCCAGGAGACUCUGUGACUCUGCAGUGUACAGUAUACACUGAGACCUGUGCAGGAGAACACAGUGUGUACUGGUUCAGACAGGACUCAGGAGAGUCCCGUCCAGGAAUCAUUUACACCCAUGGAACCAGGGGUGAUGAGUGCCAGAGGAGCUCUGGGGCUGUGUCUCCCACACAGAGCUGUGUCUACAACUUCCCCAAGAGGAACCUCAGCCCCUCUGAUGCUGGGACUUACUACUGUGCUGUGGCCACCUGUGGGGAGAUCCUGUUUGGGAACGGGACCAAGCUGAAUGUUAAGGUGCCAGGAAAAGAACAUCUGCCUCUUUAUUGCUUGGUGGGAGCUUUGACGUUGAGUGUGAUCCUAAAUGUUGUCCUCGCUCUAAAAAAGACAAAAGGCAGUGAGGAUGUCAAAGGGGCUGCAUCAAAUAAUCAAGUGCCCAGAGAAGACUUGUCGAGUGGACAGUGUCAAGAGGAAGCAAUGAAUUACGCUGCUUUGACUUUCACCAACAAGAAACCCAAAGUGAGGAGGAACAAGAGGGAAGUGGAGAAAGAAACGGUUUACUCAGAUAUGAGAUUUAGAGACCGCGAGUGAAGCUUUCGAUAAAAAUUCGUCUUUAUCUCAAGAAUGAUCACCGGUCAUCGAACAUUUCCUCACUAGCAUCGGUGACCAUCACACCAUGUGGCUGUAACUGACAUAGACUUCUGGGAUUUUACUUUUUUUGUACUAAGAGCCUGUGCUUGUUCAAUUCU